Molecule: messenger RNA, 2748 nt
Organism: Artibeus jamaicensis (Jamaican fruit-eating bat)
Lineage: Eukaryota; Metazoa; Chordata; Mammalia; Chiroptera; Phyllostomidae
Gene: DPH3
Product: diphthamide biosynthesis 3
Exons: 3
Coding region: 100-348 (82 amino acids)
Biological process (GO): protein histidyl modification to diphthamide
Molecular function (GO): metal ion binding
Source: RefSeq, a predicted model, not a curated record
UCUUCGUGACAACUCCUGGCUGGUGCAAACCCCCGCCAAGUUAGGCCGACCUGGGCCGGUGGUUUCGGCUGGUGGGGAUCCUCAUCUGGUCCCUGUACCAUGGCGGUGUUUCACGAUGAGGUGGAAAUCGAGGACUUCCAAUAUGACGAGGACCUGGAGACGUAUUUCUACCCCUGCCCUUGUGGCGAUAACUUCUGUAUCACCAAGGAAGAUUUGGAGAAUGGGGAAGACGUGGCGACGUGUCCUAGCUGCUCUCUCAUUAUAAAAGUGAUUUAUGACAAAGAGCAGUUUAUGUGUGGAGAAACAGUCCCAGCCCCUUCCUCCAACAAAGAGUUAGUCAAAUGCUAAAAGCGACUUUAGGAAUCCAAAUCCCGAACAUUUGGGAAUUAGCCCAGCUGGACAAGUCAAGGGCAAAGUGACCGGCUUCUUCAUGGGGACAGCCAUUUCGCAGUUUGCUGUUCUGGAUUCUUCCCACUGGCUGCCUAGUUCAUCUCCAAUUAAAGAUCGAGUCCAUGACAUGGCACAUCCGGAUUUCCUGCGUAGAACUUGAACUGGAAAAAGUGUUCUGUUCUUCCUCAUGGAUUUAAAAGAAGACAAUUUCAAGUCAGUGCGUCCUUUCCCUCCAUUUUGUUAUUUUUAUCUCAUACCUAUUAUUACCUGAUAACGCCAUCAUCUACCUCAACAUCAUUAGGAUUCCUUAAUUUUUAAAAAGGGGUUUCAUUUUUAAUUGGUCAUUAAGAUGAUUAAAAUUAGAAAUUGACAUUUUUGAAAUUGACAUUAGGUUUGUUCUUCUAAACUUAAGAAAGUUGGGCACCGUGUCUUCCCAGUCAGGCUGUUAGCAGACAGUUCCUGUCCCCCUGAGUGUGGGUUUGCCAUUGUCAUGCUCUGAGUUCCGAUCAGGGUGUUAGUAUAUGGAGCUCACAGUUCCCUCCAGAGCUGAAAGUUGGUGAGAAAGAAAGUCAAAAGUGAAGUGGCCAAAGAAUUUCGAGUUUUCCUUAUCAAUAUUCCACAAGUUCCUUGAAAAUUAGGACAAGACAAAAAGCCCAGCCCAAGGAAGUGACAUUGGUAACAGUGACAGGAGAAAAGCAUGCCAGCUUAGCAAAUUAAGUGCCUCCCUGUUGUGGCCAGAUCAGAGCAAAUAAUACUUCUGUGUCUGGGUUCUUGUGUGCUCCUUAUGGAUACGGCUAACGGAAUUUCACUCUACAUAGGGGUUAAUGUCAGGUCUUCGUGGUGGCGGCAGAGCUUUUAGCCUUUGCACAACAUCAAGUCAUUGCUCCAAAGGUAAAGCUUUUACAACACUUGUAUUUGCUGGGGAAGAACUUGAAAAUGAGGUCCGCUCUAAAUAAUGUGCCCCUGGGACACAUCUAAGAGGCCUCUGUGUUGUAAACAAACCAGACAUCCGCUCUUGCAGAGAAGUGUUGCCCUAGAGAAAGAGACCUACGUAAAGGUAGGCUAUCAGUUUUCCUUUGCUGCAGGGCUGAGAGCAGCGAGGAAUUAGCAUCACUUCCUUGGAAAUUCAAAAGUUCCCUUUGUAUACACAAUUUUGCUGGGUGUGUGAAGUUUUUAAAAAAAAACUCACCAAUAUCUGGCAGGUUGUUUUGGUGGUGGCUCCUACAACUAAACAGGAAAGUCCUUACCAGCAUGUGCACAUUCGGUUACUGGUUGAUAAACGUGCUGCAUACACGCAUGAGUAUUUACAUUUUAGGCAGUGAAUGGCUUUUAUUUUAAGGGGGGCUGUCAGCAGCGUGGCUGUGUGCAGCCAUUAGCUGAGGCAUAAGUAAACCACCAAAAAUGUGUGCUGGAAGUACUUGUACAUUAUGUGAAGCAUUUUGUGGCAUAUUCUUGAUGUGAUUAGAAAUCUCAUUGCUGUCGGGAACACUGGCUCCCCAGAAACCAUCCACACCUGCUUCGGGGUCAGCUGUGGUUCAGGUGAACCGAGCAGGCACUGACUGUGUUAGAAAUGAUCUACAAAGAGAACCAAAGUGCCCCAUGCGCAGAAGUUAAUGGCUCUGUGGAUAUUGAUGAUGUUAGCUCCCUCCAUUAAUGAUGAAUUUUGGACAAGAAUAGAGACCCUUGAUACAGGUCUGAGCACAGAGGAGCAGGAAGAAAAGUGGCCUGGGGCCAAACAUUUGGGGAGAAAAGCAUAAACGGCAAUCAGUGAUUAGCUGCAGUCAUGGGGAUGGUUUUGUUUCCAAAUAGUCAAGUCACUAAAAUUGUUAACCACAGAAGAAUGCAUGAGGAUUUAAUUUAAAUUUCUGUUAAGCAGAAAGUAAAGCCAGGGUCUUUUGGUCAUGCUAGGGUCCUGUAUGAUGUGAUAUAUGUGCCUUAUUUAAUUCAGCAGACAUUUCAGGAGCACUCCUGACAACUGAGUUGUAAUUCAGCCCUUGUCUUUUACUAGCUUUGUGAUCUUUGGCAAGGCCAGUGUGUUAACUGUGCUCUUAGGAGGCUGGAUCAGGUGAUUUGUAAACUGUCAGUUCAGGCUUUGUAGCUUGCUGGAGCUGAAAUGGUCAUUGAAACCUUCAUAAACUCAAAACUAACUAAAUCAUGAAUUAUAAGAGAGACUCCAUUCUUUUUUCAGUAACUUGCUGUUACCACACUUCUGAGUUUGAGAAUUAUAGUCAACUGUAUAAAUGGUUCUGCAUAUUCUUUACACAUUCAGAAAAAUUCUUAGAAAGCACUCAACAUUUUUAUAACUAUAUAUUAAUUUAUUACCAGAAUAAUUAUAUUGGCAUGCUCAAUAAAGUCAGA